UCCAUUUCCCGAAAUUCUUUGCGUUCACUGCAGCAAAAUACAACACAGCGUUAGCUCAACAUUAAAGUAAAAUUAGAUUUUUGUUUGUCGCCGCCAUGAAAGAUGUUACGGGAUAUCUCAAACAACAGCAGAGCAUCAGCUCGACGCCAGAGAUGGCGUCAGAAUGGCACACACUUGAGGAUUUAUACAACAAAAGAUUGUGGCAUCAGUUGACACUGAAUCUGACAGAGUUUGUUAAAGAUCCUUUCUUCAGAACAGGAGAUGGACUUAUUCAGCUCUAUGAAAAUUUCCUCAGUGACUUUGAACACAGAAUCAAUCCAUUGUCACUCGUGGAAAUUAUACUCCAUGUUACCAGACAGAUGUCAGAUCCCAACGUUGCCAUCACUUUUCUUGAGAAGACAAAGGAAAAAGUGAAGAGCAGUGAAGAGGCAGUCAUUCUCUGCAAGACAUCCAUUGGCAGUCUUAAACUUGAGAUUAAUGAUCUUCCAGCAACAAAGAAAAUCAUUGAAGAAGUUGAGGAAAUGUUGAAUAACCUGCCUGGUGUGACGUCUGUUCACGGUCGCUUUUAUGACCUCUCUAGCAAAUAUUAUCGCAUCAUUGGGAACCAUGCUGCCUAUUACAAGGACGCGCUGCAUUACCUCGGCUGUGUCGAUAUCAAAGACCUUCCAGAGACUGAGAAACAGGAGAGGGCAUUCACUUUGGGUCUGGCUGGACUCUUGGGAGAAGGAGUUUACAAUUUUGGAGAGCUGCUGAUGCAUCCUGUGCUGGAGUCUUUGAGGAACACAGACAAGCAGUGGCUCAUUGAUACACUAUAUGCCUUCAAUGGAGGCAACGUGGAAAAAUUCCAGAGUUUUAAAUCUGCUUGGGGCCAGCAGCCUGACCUUGCAGUGCAUGAAGCAAAGCUAAUGCAGAAGAUCCAGCUGCUCUGUGUGAUGGAGAUGACUUUCACUCGUCCAGCAAACCACAGGCAGCUGACUUUCAGUGAGAUUGCUCAGAGUGCCAAGAUCCCUGUGAAUGAGGUGGAGCUCCUGGUGAUGAAAGCUCUGUCUGUGGGCCUUAUCAAAGGCAACAUUGAUGAGGUGGACCAGAAGGUGCAGAUGACCUGGGUGCAGCCCCGAGUGCUGGAUUUGCAGCAGAUCAAAGGUAUGAAGGAGCGGUUGGACUUCUGGUGUGGAAGUGUGAAGAACAUGGCCAUGUUGGUGGAGCAGCAAGCCCAUGACAUCCUCACUUAAACACCUUUUGUCCCUUCUUCCUGGAACACAUCUUUGUUACUAUUUUUUUCUAUCUGAUGUUAAUUCUUUGCACCAUUUAAUUACCAAACUGUAAACUUUACAGUGUAAAAACAGUUUAUCUCAUUUUCCUAAUGAUAUGGACAGAAA
Molecule: messenger RNA, 1379 nt
Organism: Thalassophryne amazonica
Lineage: Eukaryota; Metazoa; Chordata; Actinopteri; Batrachoidiformes; Batrachoididae
Gene: psmd13
Product: proteasome 26S subunit, non-ATPase 13
Exons: 13
Coding region: 96-1232 (378 amino acids)
Biological process (GO): ubiquitin-dependent protein catabolic process
Cellular component (GO): nucleus; proteasome regulatory particle, lid subcomplex; cytosol
Molecular function (GO): structural molecule activity
Source: RefSeq, a predicted model, not a curated record